Molecule: messenger RNA, 529 nt
Organism: Acanthoscelides obtectus
Lineage: Eukaryota; Metazoa; Arthropoda; Insecta; Coleoptera; Chrysomelidae
Source: the annotation of a GenBank genome assembly
CACGAAUAGAUAAGCUUCUGGAAAAACAUGAAGGGAAAACUCAUGCUUAGAUUAACAUUUAAUUAUCAAUAUAAGUGUAUGACUGCAUCAUUGCGAUAACCGGUGAAAAACAGUAUAAAUAUUGAGCUGGAACUAAAGCUUUCACACAACAAUCGACACUUUCCGUUUGAUAGACACAGUUCAGCGCAACUUACCAGAUUUCCACCAUGAAGGUCCUAUUCUACGCAACCUUGGUAUUGGCUGCCAUUGCACUAGUCUUACACACGGCAAACGCAUGUUUAUCUGACGGAGAGAAGUGCGUUUACGACCCAUCUGGACAAACAUUCGAUGAUUGUUGCUCAGGUUUUUGCUACCAACAAGUAGGAUGGACGGAAGGUUCCGUCUUGUCGAUAUAUCUACAGUAUUGGAUGCUAUUCGCAGUAUCAAGUCCACUUCUAGUGGUAUUGAUGGCAUUACCAUUGAGAUGAUUAAAUUGUGUCUACCUGCUGCAGGAAUAUAUAUUUUGUACUUAAUAAAUUGUUGUUUAGAG